CAUUUUUGUUGAGAAGUGGGCUAGGCAAAGUUACACGACGGGACAGUGGGAGUGUUGGUUGCUGUCACUAAUUUUUAGCGCCUCGCAAGGCGACUUCUUUUUGUUUCUCGCGAAUGUCAAUAAUUAUAAUGGCCGUAAAGUUUAGAGUAUUUGGUCCGAGGUAGGAUUGACAAACUAUCCACUCGGCGGGAAAAAAAAAAGACAAGAAACACUCCCUCUGUCGGGAGGUAAUCAUGGCCGACAAAAUCUGUGGCGAUGGCAUUGGGAACAGUACUGGGAGAUUGUAUAACGCCGAAGUAGAUUUAAUAACACCGUCUACAAUGUACGGCAGCAGCCCCGGCGAACCGAGGACGUUGGUGCAAUCUGUGGAUACCGCGGGACCGAAAAAGAAGCCGACGUCGUUUCAAAUCACCAGCGUCACCGUGCAAGGGUCCCGGUUAAGCAACGACGGCGGCGACGAGAGUGCCGACGACUUGGACGAGAGCCACACGGAGGACCUGAGCUCCGACAUUCUGGAUUGCUCCAAGACCACCGACACGGAGCAGUUGUCACCGACGGAAGACAACACGUCGACCGUGACGCCCACCUCCUCCUGUGAGGCCGACCCCCCGGUGACGGUCAGUGCCAGCGAUCUCGUGCCCGGCGUUUCCUCCGCGGUGUCUGUGUCUCCGGCGGUGGUUACCGGCGCUGCGGGCACGCUAGCCAUCGUGGCUGGCGCGCCCGCGGCGCCCAGCACCACCGAGGGCCCCAUCAACCCGGACCACUGGCAGCGGCGCUUCAAGGUGGUCAAAAUCGUCAGCUCCGAGCCGUUUGGCCGAGGACGCUGGCUAUGCAUGGACUUUGUGGACCCGCCUGCCAUGCAGGCCGAUGCCAAGGCCGGCGAAGAGCGCGACAACACCACCGCCGCUGCGGACCUCCCGCCUGCCGUGUCCAACGAAGCGGUGGCCCACGUGUACGAAAUUCCAGUCGGUCAGACGUACCCGGCCAACAGCCAGCAGAGCGGGCCUCUGUACGGCAUCAUUCUACCGGUGUCUGGUCAGGGCGCCUCGCCCCUAAGUGUGCUUCGGCCGAUCGCCGAGCAACAGCCGCAGGCGACAGCAGUGGCCGAACAGCCAUCCGCUGUUCCGCCGAAGCCGGCUGCGGCGGUGCCCGAACCACAGCAACCGGCCGAUGCUUCUGCCGCUGCGACAACCGUCGAGCCCAUCCCCGAGAACGCGACCAAGUCGGCCACGGAGGAAGACUCCGAGAGGUUUCCUGGCCGAGUGGCGAGGGUUCCCUCCCGGUUGCCCUUUGGCAAAGGUGGCCACAAGGCAAAGGUGCAUGAUUUGCUCCUCACGUCGGCUGGGAGCACGGUGGCGAUCGACAACAAAAUUGAGCAGGCCAUGGACUUAGUCAAGAGCCAUCUCAUGUUUGCCGUGCGUGAGGAAGUAGAUGUGCUCAAGGAAAAGAUAACAGAGCUGUUGGACCGGAUAGCUCAGCUGGAGUACGAGAACAAUAUCUUGCGUGCUGGUGCCUCACCGGAGACCCUGAGUCUACUGGCUCAGUCUACGCAACAAACGGUAGUGCCGGUGUCUCAGCCCCAGCAGACGAUAGCGGCAGUGCCGCAGCCGGUUGUUGUGCCAGCCCAGCCCGCAGUUGUGCCGGCCCACCACCAGCCUCAGCAGCAGGCACCUGCUGCUCCGGUGCAACCUGUGACCAUGCAGUCAGCUACAGUGCAAGCUCCGCAGCUUGUUACGGUUGUCCAGCAGCCACAACAGCUGGUUCAUCAGCAGCCGCCACAGCAGCUGGCGCAUCAGCAACCGCAGCCCCUGCCUUCGCAAUCUAUGCCGCUACAGCAUCAGCAGUCCCACUUAACACAGCAUCAGCAGCAACACCUACAACAAAAACAGCCUUUGCAACAGCCCCCACCCACGUAGCUUCAGUGUUAGUUGUACAUAGGACAGUUUAAUCGGGAAAGCACCACUCGGUGGGGCGAAAAGGGAUGCAAGACAAGAAAGGACCAGUGUGCUUUGUGUGAAGUGUCUUAGGUGUACAUAGACAGUGUGGCUUCCUUUCAUUUUUUUUCCACUAGUGAACUGGUGGGGUGGAUUAGUGACGACCGACCUAAUUAGCUGGUCCUUGUUGCCUUCUCUCUUGGAAGAAGUACGAGGAGCUGUGAUGAAAAAAGUUCUGUGCUGUUCCUUGCUGUGCUCCCUGCCCCAGUAUCACUGCAUUUUCUGUUUCACCUUACACAGCCAUGUGCCUAUUUCUCUCUCAUGUGUUAAGGAAAACUAUAGUCGUCACUGUCUUUUCCCCUGUUUUUCUUGACACAAAGUACUUUUUGCUCAUCUUGGUGGCGCGAGCACACCUGAGUCAUUGCUUUAUUACCUUUUUUUUUACUUUGUCCUUUGUUGUUAUGUAAAGAAAAGCAGUCUGGUCACAUGCAGCUUGCGUCCCAAGUGUGUGUUAUAUAUAUACAUACAUAUAUGUUUGUGUGUGUGCCGAAUCCGGCUUGAGACAAUUGAGAUGUCAGCAUGUCUUGGAAUGCUCACAGCAGUCAGUUUUGUGUGGUGCGACUGAUCAGACUAACAUUUCUAGAUAAUCGACGUAAAAAAAAAACCUUGCGAGACUGGCAGCCUUUUCAGAAAGGUGCAUGCAGGUUAGGCUUGUUGUAGCUUCUCAGUAAUAUAAGGACUGAAGAAAAAAAGGCAUCCUGUUAACGAGCAGUUCCUAUCCUCCUGUCAUUUUAGAAUCUUCUGACCCAACUGCUUAUAGUGUAUCAGCAUGGGUUGUGUCCAUUCCUUUCCCCAGUCAAGUUUUGACAGAUGGAAUUCCUUGUUGAGCUUUUUCCAAGCUUUAGUCAAGUUAGCAAUUCUGCUUCAGUAAAGGAGACUAAUGGGGAUGCACUUUUUAAGUGAGUUUUACUCUGUUUUGGCCUUAAUGUGCAGACUCGUUGAUGCAUUAACCCCUUUUGCUCCUUUUUUAUUUACACUUGGAAAGCCUGGACCCUUUUUCUUUCUACUGGUGUUUGACAUGGUAGCUCUUGUAAUGCCUGUAUAUAGGAUGCAAAAGCGAAUAAUUUAUAUGGCAUUUCUACUGCUGUAUUUGGGCAACUGUUUGUGCCUAGGUAAAUAAAGUGCAUAUUUUUGUUAGGGACGAGACGAAACAAGGCGAUUGGCUGAGCUGGUUUACUUGCUCUCUAAUAACUAUCGACGUAUAGGGUGUCUGUUUGUCUUGCUGUUUUACAUAUUUAUUAGUUUUAAUCAGCUGCUGCAGUUCUUUGGCAAAACAAAAACAAAACAAUUAAAAUGCUUCGAAUAAUGCC
Molecule: messenger RNA, 3304 nt
Organism: Rhipicephalus microplus (southern cattle tick)
Lineage: Eukaryota; Metazoa; Arthropoda; Arachnida; Ixodida; Ixodidae
Gene: bun
Product: TSC22 domain family member bunched
Biological process (GO): regulation of transcription by RNA polymerase II; positive regulation of cell population proliferation; negative regulation of apoptotic process
Cellular component (GO): cytosol; nucleus
Source: RefSeq, a predicted model, not a curated record